Limulus polyphemus (Atlantic horseshoe crab) is the source of this 1069-nucleotide messenger RNA. RefSeq lists its product as uncharacterized. The coding region runs from base 89 to 817 and encodes 242 amino acids. Gene Ontology annotation, molecular function: RNA polymerase II transcription regulatory region sequence-specific DNA binding; DNA-binding transcription activator activity, RNA polymerase II-specific. Gene Ontology annotation, biological process: regulation of transcription by RNA polymerase II. The transcript has a single exon. Lineage: Eukaryota; Metazoa; Arthropoda; Merostomata; Xiphosura; Limulidae. Gene Ontology annotation, cellular component: nucleus. The record is from RefSeq and is a predicted model, not a curated record.
AGAGGUAGACAACACUUAUAACAGGAGUGGAUUUUUAAUAACGUCUCCCAGCCAAGAGUUACUUAACUAUCCACGUAUAGAAUCCACCAUGGAUGGGAUUACGUUCACAAGAUCCACCGGAGAAACACCUCCGGACUCUCCUGUAGGUCAAGCCCCUGAUAUAAUUCAACAACAACAGCCGUACAGCUGGUGUGUCCCUGUAACUUUAGACAGUCCACCACCCUCAACAGCCUGUUCUUCUGGCCGAUCCUCCCCUGCACGGUCUUUCUUCUUCCCUCGGCUAGACGCUUCGGAUCAGUCUAACGAAAUACCCACAGCGGCGGAAAUACUGGAGGCUAUUCUCCCUAGAGAAGGACACGGUCCGAAAGAAGAACACAGAGAUGACGCUUGCUUUCUUGUGACUGAUGCCAAUCAAAUUCUAGCUUACCCACAGAUUCCAUUCGCACGUUCCAUCGGAAAUCAGGAGUUCAAAACAUCCGAAGUAAUUUCAAGUUCGCAAUCUGUCCAUCCCAGUGUCUCAUCGACCCACCGUCGUCGACGCGCUCCUCGACCUAAAAACGAACAAAAUUACUGUGUUUCUAAGUCUGUUGACACCGACUCGAGAAGGAGAGACCGAAAGAAGGUGCAGAACAAAGAAGCAGCAACACGUUAUCGUAUCAAGAAAAGGUUAGAAGCCCAGUGUCUUCAGACCGAGGAGAAUGUGUUGGUAGAGAAAAACAAUGAACUCAGAGAGAAAAUGAAGAAGCUGGAGAACGAGCUCUCUUACUUGAAAAGUCUCACAAAGGAAGUUCUCAGAAUGAAAGGAAUAAUUCCUUAAUUCUGUGAACAUCACGAUCCAGGAAGACUGGAACUAGUCUUAAACUGAGGGUUCUGUAUACAUCAACAGUGGAAGUAUGUGUAAACUCUUAAACUGAGGGUUUUGUAUACAUCGACAUUGGAAGUUUGUGUAAACUCUGAAACUGAGGGUUCUGUAUACAUCAACAUUGGAAGUUUGUGUAAACUCUUAAACUGAGGGUUUUGUAUACAUCGUCAUUGGAAGUUUGUGUAAACUCUUAAACUGAGGGUUUUG